AUGCCUCACGCAACACCCCUCCCAGACAUCACCCAAAAACACGGUGACUGGCGGGACGACCUCUUCCAAAAUGGCUACGCAAUAAUCAAGAAUGCUGUCCCCGCCUCCCGCGCAGCAGUGUACGUGGAAUCCAUGACCAAAUGGCUAGAGAAGUUUCCUCACGGAUUCGACCGCGAUGAUCCCUCAACGUGGACCGAGGAGCAUUUGCCUGCUCAUAUGAAAGGAGGAAUGUACCACAGCUACGCUAUCUCCCACGAAAAGUUCGUCUGGGACGCUCGCCUUGAGCCUGGUGUCCUGGGCGCCUUCUCCAAGAUAUGGGGAACAGACGAGCUCCUUGUCUCCUUCGAUGGGAUCAAUAUCACUCUCCCGCUCCCUAAAUCCAAAAGGCCAAAAGGAGGCCGCUGGCCCCACCAAGACCAAUCUUCUCUAAUCCGCGGCUUUCAGUGCGCACAAGGAAUCGUAAACCUCGCUCCCAACGGCCCUGAUGACGGCGGAUUGGUCGUGCUCUCAAAGUCCCACCUGUUGAAUGAUGAAUUCUUCAAAACUCACUCAACAGACAAGAAAAAAGAAUGGGGCUCAGUACCAGAGGACUGGCACGGCUUCAACGAAGAAGAAGUAGAUUGGUUUAAUGCGCGAGGCUGUGAAGAAAUAAAAGUGUGUGCGGAAGCCGGGGAUCUGAUUGUGUGGGAUUCGAGGACGGUGCAUUUCAAUGUUUUGCCUGUGGGGGAGAACGUGAGGGCUGUUAUCUAUGCAUGCUACACACCCGCCUCACUG
Hyaloscypha bicolor E is the source of this 774-nucleotide messenger RNA. RefSeq lists its product as uncharacterized. The transcript has 5 exons. Lineage: Eukaryota; Fungi; Ascomycota; Leotiomycetes; Helotiales; Hyaloscyphaceae. The annotation marks the transcript as partial. The record is from RefSeq and is a predicted model, not a curated record.